AUGACAUACGCUGCCGUAGGUCCCAAGCAGUACACCUCAACCGGUCACUCCCCUUGCCUGGAUAGUAAAAUGACCGGAAGUUCACUAGUGGAAGAUCCCGGAAUACCUCUUGUAGAUCGGCGGAACGGGAAGUACAACAAAUACAUGGCGGAAGACAACACAAGUCAAACCGAUUUGGUCUCUAAUUUGACGCCGGUGUCAAAAUUCGACAACAUCAGUUACAGAUUGAGUCGACGAAAGAAGCUGAUAAAACGACGCCGAUAUGUAGUAAGCGUUGAAUUUACCCUGGCUCUCUUUGGUAUUGUGUUUAUGUUGGUCGAGACGGAACUUUUUAUUCAAAAGAUAAUAACUAAAACAGAUGCCAUUUCGUUGAUUUUGAAGUCUUGUAUUUCAAUUUCAACCGUAUUUUUGCUAAUGGCUAUUAUAGCUUAUCACGUGACUGGAAUACAGCUACACAUGACAGACAACAGUUUAGAAGAUUGGCGCCUUGCAGUUUCCUUCCCGUGGACGUACCUUAAAAUUAUUGCCGAAUUACUUAUCUGCGCUAUACACCCUUUCCCAAGUAGUAUUGAAAUUCCAGGUUUAAAUCCGGAUGGAAAAACCAAAAUGGUGUCCAUUGAUCCGAUUUUAUCGAUACUAAUGCUGCUCCGCCUCUAUCUGGUCGGUAAGUUUAUGGUUGUAAACAGUCGUUUACUUACCGACACUGCUACUCAAAGUCUUGGUGCUUUAAACAAAGUCAAAAUCAACACAGCGUUUGUUUUUAAAGCACUAAUGUCAUCUAAUCCCGGAACGGUCUUGGUCAGUAUCAUGCUUGCAAUUUUAGUAGUAGAUACAUGGGCCAUGCGCACUUGUGAAGUGUAUUAUCAUCCGGAUGAGGCCCAUUCAAGCUUCUUCAAUGCCAUGUGGAUGAUUGCUAUUACGUUUCUAACUGUUGGUUAUGGUGAUAUAUACCCAAACUCAUAUUGUGGAAGAUUUGUUGCCGUGGCAACAGGGCUGAUGGGUGUCGGUACCACGGCUCUCCUUGUUGCCGUCCUGGCUUCAAAACUCGAGCAAAGUCGCGCUGAAAAAUACGUCCAUAAUUUUGUUUCACGUGCUCAGCUGGACAAACAACGGAAGCAUGCAGCAGCUGAUACUAUCAAGUAUGUCAUACAGUUGUGGCGACUUCGCCGUCAGGAUGCCGAUGACGACAGGAAGCGGAUACGAUUACACGGAAAGUUAUUGCAAGCUAUCGCUAAUAUGAGAGAAGCGAAAAAUGAAAAGGCAUGCAUUGGUGAAAGCGCGAUAGGAUUCAUUGAGGUGGCAAAAUCGAUUAGUGAGGUAAACGAAAUGGUAGAGGGAAUACAGGAAAAACAGAAAGACAUGAAGGAUAAAAUAAACGAAAUGGAAUCCAAGAUGGAUGACCUUGCCAAUAAAAUGGAUGCCGUAUAUCAUGCUAUAACGCAUAGAUAA
Molecule: messenger RNA, 1449 nt
Organism: Ylistrum balloti
Lineage: Eukaryota; Metazoa; Mollusca; Bivalvia; Pectinida; Pectinidae
Product: small conductance calcium-activated potassium channel protein 2-like
Exons: 2
Coding region: 1-1449 (482 amino acids)
Biological process (GO): potassium ion transmembrane transport
Cellular component (GO): neuronal cell body; plasma membrane; neuron projection
Molecular function (GO): small conductance calcium-activated potassium channel activity; calmodulin binding
Source: RefSeq, a predicted model, not a curated record